AUGGGAGCAUGUUUAAUUUACAUUUCCCUAGGUAGCCCUAUCCCUAAUCCUACUUCAAAUACUGACACUGAAACUGCUAUUGAUGCAGCCGAAUACUUUGGUGAAGACUUGAUUCAACCAGAAUCACCACCAAUAUCUGCCUCACCACGUUGCUCUGAAGCUGGUAAUAUUGAUGAUACUCAGAUGCUGACUCCUCAAUCUUCAAAGGAAGUAGAUUCUAGCUCUCUGUCAUCACCUGACACUGGUAUAGGAAUGGAUAAUGGAUCUUUCAAUUCCACCAAUAAUGUGGAAUCACCCGGCUCCACAACCCCGGAAAAAGAAUCUGAAGACCAGGACCCUGAGGAGAAUAAUGUAAAAGAUAGAAAUGAGAAAGAAAGGAAGGAAGAAGAAGUUGUUGUACGAGAUGAUAUUUAUGAGACUAAAGGAGAAGAAAUCCCAACUGUUUUGCUGGAGAAUUUAGAUUCUGCUAGUGUUGCCUCGGAAGCUAGUACCGGAGAAAAAGGGGACAGUGGACAGGAUGAGGAAAGUACCUAUAGGAAAUACUUGAGAAAAUGGGAAAAAGAACGAGAAGAGGAAGAACGCAAGAAAAGUUUUAAAAAUAUGCCAAGAAUGAAUCAGGAGCAAUUUAUACAACAAUGGAAGACAUUGUAUGACAUGUUUGGAGAAGAUGAACAUGAACAGGAACUAUACCAAGCUAUUGCUGCUGUUGGUACACUGCUUCUGGAAAUAGGUGAGGUGGGCAAACAGUUCUACAAUAAGAAUAAGAAUCCAACUGCUAACGUUGAUGAAGGUGAUAUUGAAAAUGACAAUGAGAAUAAAAAUAAGAUGUCUCCAAGUGAUAAAGUAGAUGACAGUAAAGAGGAUGCACCACAAGAUGAUAGCGUAUUUACAGUUGAAAAGGGCGAUGAGAAUUUACAAGAAACUGAGCAAAGAAUGGAAAAACUUGCAGUGAGUGAAAGUAGUCCAACAUCAGAGGAUGUAACAGCCUUGAGUAGUGUAGCUCUAGACUCAGAUUUGACAUCGAUUAAUAGUCAGAGCUUUGAUGAUGCUAUCUCGGGUGAGGAGUUUGGGAAAUGUGAAAGACCAGCAUCCAUCUCCAGCUCCAUUCACAAGCUUGAUAUGGACUGGUCUAUUACAUUUGAACAGUUCUUGGCCUCCAUGUUGACUGAGCCAGUGCUGGUGAAAUUUUUUGAGAAUCCUGUGGAUAUAUCGGCAUUAAUCGAUGGAUUUCGACAGCGAAGAUUGUUUGAAAGACAGCUAAGCAGUGCCAGUGUAUCUAGUCUUGCAUAA
Molecule: messenger RNA, 1290 nt
Organism: Saccoglossus kowalevskii
Lineage: Eukaryota; Metazoa; Hemichordata; Enteropneusta; Harrimaniidae
Product: TBC1 domain family member 9-like
Molecular function (GO): calcium ion binding
Source: RefSeq, a predicted model, not a curated record